This is a messenger RNA of [Candida] anglica, 2481 nucleotides long. The record is from the annotation of a GenBank genome assembly. NCBI's taxonomy places the organism in Eukaryota, Fungi, Ascomycota, Pichiomycetes, Serinales, Debaryomycetaceae.
UUCAGCUGGAUCUCUUUCCUUCUCCCCGUUGCCAGCAAAUACACUCCACUCCACGCAAAUACCCGGGACCAUUUGCUAGCAGAGACUCUCAGCAACAACGCGAUCACCACCCCACUGAUAAACGUACCGACCUGCGCGCGUGUCCAGUCUCCAGUAGCUCGUCCCAUAACCCGCUGAUGAAUUUCACAUACAUCUGGACCCUCUUGGUCCUCGCACACUCCGUUCUAGCAGUCAACCAUAUCCGAUCGUCUUCGCUUUUAACAUGUAUGGACAACUCCCAAUUCACAGCCUCGCAUUUCGACGUUGUGUUCUACCCCGAUAAUAGAACUGCUUACUUUGAUAUCACCGCCAUUUCCAACAUCGAUGCCAAGGUCAAUGCUAACGUCCAACUCAUUGCGUACGGGCUUAACGUGUUGCAGCGGAAUAUCUCGCUUUGUAGCUUGAAGUAUGGCUCUAUCUGUCCUCUUACCACGGGUCACAUGGACUUGACCUCACACUACGAGUUGGAUAAAUCUGUCACUUCACAGAUCCCGGGCGUGGCUUACACCAUUCCUGACUUGGAUGCAAGAGUCCGUGUCGUGCUAUAUGAUGAAGAAUCCGGAGACAACUUGGCCUGUGUAGAGGCCGUCUUGACUAACGGUAAGACCGUCCAAACCAAAUAUGCCGCCUGGCCCAUUGCAGCCAUUUCCGGGUUAGGUGUCAUCACCUCGGGUGUUGUGUCUGUCAUUGGUCACUCCAACACAGCAGCCCACAUUGCCUCGAAUUCGAUGUCUCUUUUCGUUUACUUCCAAUCCUUGGCUAUUACUUCCAUGAUGGCAGUGGCCAAGGUGCCACCUAUUGCCGCCGCAUGGGCUCAAAACUUCCAAUGGUCUGUCGGGAUCAUUAAAAUUGGAUUUAUUCAAAAUAUUGCCAACUGGUACAUCCAGCUGACGGGCGGAUCUCCAACUGAUAUCUUGGACUCUUCAUAUUUAUCAAUUUCCGUGCAAAAGAAGUCCAAGCGUAGCGAUGCCUUGGAUUUCUUCAAUGGGUUAUACCAAAGUCAAAAACGUGAUAACCAUCUUACUAUCUUUGAAAAGCGUGCAUCCAUCACCUUGGAUUCGGAUAAUUUCGGCUACUCUGAUACCCUCAAUUCUACCCUCUACACUACCAACGAGAAAGAUCUGUUAUUAGCCUCCAAGAUUCUUGUGCUCAGAGGUAUUCAAAGAGUGGCGUACCUUGCUGGUAUUGAACUUACCUCUCUCUUUAUGACAGGUAUUAUCUUUUUGAUCUUCUUUGGUUUCGUUAUGGUUGUCUUCCUCAUGCUCUUCAAGGCAGCCAUUGAAAUUGCUAUCCGUUCAAAGAUUAUGAAUGAAGGUAAAUUCAAUGAAUAUAGACAACAAUGGUCUCAAAUCAUCAAGGGUGCCUUGUACAGACUUCUUCUCAUCUCGUUUCCACAAGUUGGUGUUUUAUGCUUUUGGGAAUUUGUCGAGAGAGACUCUGUUGGAACCAUCAUUAUUGCAGUAUUCCUCUUGGUUAUCAGUAUUGUACUUCUUUUCCAGGCAGCAAUUAGAGUAUUUUUCAUGGGUCGUAAAUCUGUACAACAAUUUAAAAAUCCUGCCUAUCUUUUGUUUGGUGAUGGAUCAUUUUUGAACAGAUUUGGUUUUGUUUAUGUCCAAUAUCGUGCCGAUUGCUACUAUUUCGUGUUGGUGGGUCUUAUAUAUACUUUCUUGAAAUCCUUGUUUGUGGCCGUCCUUCAACAACAUGGUAGAGCUCAAGCAGUUAUUGUGUUUGUCAUCGAGUUGGUAUACAUGGUGACCCUUUGUGUUGUCAGACCAUAUAUGGACAAACGUACCAAUGCUUUCAACAUCACUAUUGGUGUAAUCAGUACCAUCAAUGCUCUCUUCUUCAUGUUUUUCUCAUACGUUUUCAAGCAACCUCACGUUGUUGCAUCGGUUAUGGCGGUGGUUUACUUUGUCUUGAACGCUGUCUUUGCCUUGUUUUUGCUCAUUUUCACCAUUGUCACAUGUGUUUUGGCCCUUCUUUACAAAAACCCAGAUACUAGAUAUCAACCUAUGAAGGACGACCGUGUGUCAUUUUUGCCUCGUUUUGACAACCCCAAGGGUGGUCAAGCUGGAACUAAGGCUGUUGACAAUAGUGAAGAUAUGGAAUUGAUGGCCUUGGGUGCUACUGCCAGAAGAGGUCAUGAAAACUUUGGUAAAAAUUACGAAGAUGACUCUGUAUACGAAGACGAUUCUGUAUUCCGUAACCAUGCUGAAAGGUAUGAAUCCAACUCUUCUUCAUAUCCUAACGAAGAUAACAGACGCGAUUCUUAUUACGAAAACAUGACUCCCACGGAACCCUCUUCUACCAUUGUUGGAAACCCAGCAAAUGCAAUGAAUGCAUACAGGGACCGUCAGUACAAAAAUGCCCCUAGAAAUAAAGUUCUAUUCGAGCAAAACCGUUAAAGCAGACUUUAUAUAUCCAGCUUUAUUCAAAUUUUAU